Molecule: messenger RNA, 297 nt
Organism: Metarhizium robertsii ARSEF 23
Lineage: Eukaryota; Fungi; Ascomycota; Sordariomycetes; Hypocreales; Clavicipitaceae
Exons: 3
Coding region: 1-297 (98 amino acids)
Source: RefSeq, a predicted model, not a curated record
AUGAAGUUCUCCGUCGCUCUCUUCGCCAUUGCCAGCUACCUUGCAUCUGCCGCACCGACUGGCCCAUUUCCUGAUACUUCUGGCCUCAGCAAAAGCGCUUUGCCAGCGGACUCGAUCAAGGCUCGUAUGAGCGACGAUGCUGUCAACUCGGCCGGGCACUCUACGGGUCUGAACCCAGACGUGAUUGCGUCUCCCUAUUACCUUGUUGACGAGCUUCAAGAGCGCUCUGCGGGCCUGAAUCCCGAUGUAAUUGCGUCUCCCUACUACCUUGUUGACGAGCUUCAAGAGCGGUCCUAG